AUGUCAGUUAUGAGUUAGAAUAAUGAUCCCUCUAUGAAAUAAAGAGACAAUAAUCGCCAACAAAUCACAUCACUAAGUAAGCAUUUAUAGGUUCAUAGUCUAGAUCAAUUAUCAAAUAUGUAUGGAAAGUCAAAGCCAGGUGAAUUGGCAUAAUCACUAGUUUAUGGUGAUAAACCCAAAAAAGAAAACAAUCGUCCCUCAAAAUAAAUGUAAACUGCUGUUUCUGAGAAACCAAACUAAUGGUAAACGCGAACUUUGGCUGUGUCUCCUUCCAAAUUUACAGUUCUCGCCUAAUAACUUUAUAAUCAUAUCCCAGACACAUUGGAAGCCCAUAAAUCUUAAAGAGCAUUCCAUGUUAAAGAUUAGAAAUUGUUGUUGUCUCCAGAGAGAUUACAUUCACUACCUAAUUAAAAUGGAGAUAAAACUCCAGAAGUCUGUAAUAGACUCCUUGAAUACAAGACCUUUGUAAGUGACAAGAAACAAACACUCAAAGAAUAAUUGGAUGCUGAAUACUUGAGUCAAUGCAGCUUUUAACCACAAAUAGAUGAGAAGAGUAGAAAAAUGGCCAUAAAAGCUACAAAUCAAGAAGUUCGUUCUGCAGAUGAAUUUCAUGAAUAAUAAAUGAGACAUCUUCAAAAAGUCAAUGAAAAGAGAGAAGUCCUCUAGAAACAAUAAGAGGAAGAUGAAUAGGCUGAAUUAUCUAGUCCAAAAUUAACAGUUAAGACUUAGAAAUUAACAUUAAAAUAUUGCGAGUAGCCUCUUGUUGAAAGAUUGCAUGAAGUCAAGUCUAAGACUUAAACAUUACCUGAUUCUACUUUAGGUCAUUCAUUCAAACCCUAGAUAUCCAAGAAAUCCAAGGAAAUCAAAAGAGAAGAGUCAGUCUAAGAUUUCUUAUACAAUGAUGCUAAAAAUAGGUUAGAAUAAAAGAGAUAAACUGAAACUAUGAUUCCAUAAUCAGUCAUAGCUCCUACUGACAAGAGUUAAUCUUGGUUUGUUCAAAGAUUUAUCAAGGAAUUCUAUUACUAAUUGAGUGGUUUAGAUAGAGUUCAAGAAACAAAGGAUUAUUCUAAGAUAUAUUAGGAUGACUUCUAAAAAAUAUUGGGAGGUCUAGGUUUUGGAUAAUGUGAUAUGUUGUGGAAUGAGUUGAAUAAUGGAUUUUAUGUUUUAUCAAGAAACUUACUGGUUAUCCUAUUAGCCAUCCAAGCAGUACCAUAACACUUAAUAGAAAUACCAUUGUAUAAGCCUAAAGUGGAAGAAAACAUUUAAGUUAAGUCUAAAUAUUAAUGUGAUGAGAAUGGAAAUCUGAUAUUGAGUGUUGGGGAUUGUUAAGAAUUACACAAGAUGUUCUACAAAUUAUAUUUGAAUACUAAACAACAGAAUGGAAAUGGAGUUAGAAGAAGAAUGGCUCGUUCUCCAUAGCCUGACAUCAGAUGUGGAUCACCCAAGAUAUCAGAUAGAACUAAACAAUUGGCUGAAGCCAAGAGAUAAGAUUCAUCAUUGUUUGAAUGGUUCACUCAAUAAGAGGAGAAGAAGAAGUAGGGUUUGGAGGAGUUAAAGAAACAAGUAGAGGAGGAAAGGAUGAAGGAGUGUAAAUCUAUCUAGAGAGAAAUUACAAUAGAUUUACAACAAUUAGCCAAGCCUCUCUAAAAGCAAGAGGAUAGAACAACUGUGGAUGUGGAAUUUGAUAAUCAAUAAUAGCAUUGCACAUUCCAACCAUAGAUUAGUAAACCAGCCUCAAAGACUUAAGCAAGUAAUUAUGCUUCUCAAGAGAUGGAAAAAUAGGCUGCAAGAAUGAAGGAAGCUAGAUUGAGAUAGAAGACACUUGCAAAUUUAAAGAACAAGGGAACCACCACUAAUAAUACCAUUAGAAGAAAGGAGAAGUGUCUUACUGAGAAUGAACUCAAUAAUGAACCAAAAUAAAAGAAGAAUAAGAGUAGACCAAUUAGUGACAAGACCACUCCCAUGUUGUAUGUAGAUGUUAAGAUUGAGGAUGGCAAAAGUGCUAGAAUUGUAGUGUUUGAAGGGGAUACUUCAAUCAGUUUGGCCAAUAAGUUUGCUAAAGAACAUAAAUUGGAUGAGAAUAUGAAGGAGAAACUUAAGGACUUGUUGGAUUAAUAGAUUAAUUCUUAUUUGAUGAAGAUUGAAGAAGAGUAAGAACAGGAAGAUGAUUGA
This is a messenger RNA of Paramecium tetraurelia, 2172 nucleotides long. RefSeq lists its product as uncharacterized. The record is from RefSeq and is a predicted model, not a curated record. The transcript has 2 exons. Lineage: Eukaryota; Ciliophora; Oligohymenophorea; Peniculida; Parameciidae.